GAGAGAGAGAAGCUGAGAGGGUCUGCUUCCUUUAGUCUAAGCAAAAGAAAGGAAGAAAGUUAAGAGAGAGAGAGAGAGAGAGAGAGAGAGAGAGAGAGAGAGAGAGAGAGAGAAACCCUCUGCUUUCACCCCCCGCCGACGCCGCAGUAGCUUUUUUUUUCAGGAAUGAACGCCGAGACGUGCGUUUCAUACUGCGACAUGACAUCCAUGGAUUCGUAUUAUAGCGCGUCCGCGGCGCAGGCUAGGGAUCAGCAAGCCAACAACCCCUUCAGGACAUUCCCAACCAGCAGCGACACCAAAUACAGCCCGACUUUCCUCAGCAGCAGCAGCAACAGCGGCAACAGCAGCAGCAGCAAAGUUCAGGCGUACGGAGAGAAGUCUCGGAGCCCUUUCCAACAGGAAUGCCAGCCACUGGAUGGCACCGCUGGAGAAGGCACCUUUAACAAAUACCACCUCUUCAUGCAGAGAUCUUCUUGCAAGACUCCACCAGAAAGCAGCAAACUGCACCAGGACACCACAGCCAACGGAGGACUCAUCUCCUGUUACGGUAAAGACACCCCAGGCUUGACCGACUCAGAGCUACAGGCCAACACCGACCACACAGGGAUGGAUGGUAGCUACCUCAGCGUGAAGGAUCCAGGAGCCAAGGUUCCUCAGGAUAGACCCAGCUCGGAGCUGGCCUCGCCUCUGGACAAAGGCGAGGGUGAGAGCAACAAGGGCAAGAAGAGGCGCAACCGCACCACCUUCACAAGCUAUCAGCUGGAAGAGCUGGAGAAAGUCUUCCAAAAGACGCACUACCCGGACGUGUAUGCUCGAGAGCAGCUGGCCCUCAGGACGGACCUCACAGAGGCUCGAGUGCAGGUAUGGUUCCAGAACCGGAGAGCCAAGUGGAGGAAGAGGGAACGUUUCGGACAGAUGCAGCAGGUCCGAACGCACUUCUCCACCGCCUACGAGCUUCCACUCCUCACUCGGCCAGAGAACUACGCUCAGAUCCAGAAUCCCUCAUGGAUCGGAGGUAGCAGCGCGGCGUCCCCGGUGCCAGGCUGCGUUGUUCCGUGUGACUCUGUGACUUCCUGCAUGACCCCUCACCCCCACGCGGCGAGCGGAGUGUCCGACUUCCUGGGCGUGCCCAGUCCCGGAGGUCACAUGGGUCAAAGCCACAUGGGCAGUCUGUUCGGGAGUCCAGGCAUGAGCGCCGGCAUCAACGGAUACGAUCUGAACAUGGACCCUGACCGGAAGUCGUCCAGCAUCGCCGCUCUGCGCAUGAAAGCCAAGGAACACAGUGCAGCCAUCUCCUGGGCCACAUGAUCGCCCUGACCCACUGGCACGGCCGCUCGUAGUGCUCUUUAACAACAUGGGGAGAGAAGAGGACAAAAAAAACGAGCGUGGGUGAAUACCAGAGCAAUCACGAUGCCAUGUGUGGCAAAGGACAAAGACGGUGAGGGAGUGGACUGACUCUGAGAACAGAAAAGUUAUGAUAUUAUAAUAUUAUUAUUAUCAUAAAAAAAAAAAAACCUGUGAAGGAAAACCUCUUCUAAGGAGGAGAAUAAUCUGAGAUCAAUUGAGAAUUAACCAGUGAAGGAUUUGUAGCUUCUGGGAUUAAACUUAAACUUAAUAAUAAAAGCAACCUCUGCACUUAUCAGAUGAACCCGUAGGUCCCAGGUGUAGAGAGCAAUUAUGCAGAAACCGGAACAGGCCUGAGAGUCCGCACAAAUCUGAUACAAAUCUCUUAAUCUGCAAAUUAUGAAAUAUGAAACGGAGCUUUUCUUUCCUUUGGGGCAAAACGAACACUCAGACGUCGUUAAAUCGUUCCACCCGAUCGUUGCACUGAAGAUUUUUUUCUCAUGUCUAACAGCGGCGUUUUCGUCCCACAGAGCAGAAAGUGUUCAUUGGUACGCAGUGUGUGACACUAAGAGAGCGACCCUGGACAGUUAGAGGUGUAGAAAAACGUCGGCUUUAUGCUUUAUGACUUUCGACAGGACGUCGUGAAAUCUGCACUCGAAGUUAGUGUGAGACAUUUCAGAUUGUUAUGAUGUUUUGUUUUGUUUUUUUUAAAUCCACCAAUAGGACGACGGCAAACUUCUGAGACAUAAAGAAACCCGUUACCUUUAGUUCAGUUAGAGGGAGGAUGCUUUAAAUGAGCCUGUUUUCUGCACCAGCUGAUUUCCCGAUCACACUGAUUGAUUAUGAUGUGCUGACUGAUAAUAAUAUGCUGAUCAAUAAUGAUGAUUACACUGAUCAGUAAUGAUUUGCUGAUCGAUAAUAAUAUUCUGAUUGAUGAUACGCUGAUCAAUAAUGAUACGCUCAUUGAUGAUACUCUGAUCAGCGUAUCAUCAAUCAGUGUAUUAUUAUUGAUCAAUGAUGAUGAUACGCUAAACGAUGAUGAUACACCGAUUGAUAAUAACACUUUGAUUCAUGAUGAUGAUAUGCUGAUCAUUGAUGAUGACACUCUGAUUGAUGAUGAUACGCUAAUCGCUAAUGAUGCACUGAUCGAUGAUAAUGAUACGCUGAUCGAUGAUGUUGAUACGCUGAUCGAUGAUGAUGAUACGCUGACGUUUUCUUUUCAUGGCAGGCGUAUCAUUAGAGGUUCUUAGAUCUCUGUGGUAUGGUAUAAUCUGACCUGGAGAACUCAAAAGAUCCUGAACAGAGUGACUGAAUAAUAAGUGACACAAAGCGUUGAUUUCGUACAGUCUAAAAAAAUAUCAAAGAGAUCGGCAUUGAGAAAACGCUAAAACUAGUUAGUAACUAAUCGGAAACUUGAACUCGUGAAAAUUCCAGCUUUAAGAUGAUUUGAGAAACUUGAGAAGCCCACUAAAUUUAAUCGAGACUAUUAAACCACAUCGAUUUUUCAACCAAUCGCUAGUCUGCGCUAUUUGUCUAGCCCCGCCCACAUAUCCCAGCUCAGCUAUCAUGGUACCCAUGUCAGAGUGUGACCCAAAAUUCAGCUCAGGUUCACCUCAUAGGCAUGGAAAUUGCAGCAACAUGAAGAAUUAUGGAUAAUUUGCCUUCCUUACAUGUCUGGAUAAAUAAAAUUUGACAUUUGCAUCGCAGUAAAAAAUGCUACGUAAUGUAUUCCCCUUCUGUGCAGAUUUAGCAAUCUGUCACGAGUUUAAAAAACAAAAGAAAAGCCGUUCCCUCGCUCCAAGAGCUCCCAGGUGAGACGGCUCUUAACGGCUGACCCGAGCCUCACGUUAGCGAGAUGACAGAUUUGUUGAAAUAUAUUAGCAGUUCUUCUACAUCUCAAUCCAAAUUUAUUUUCUCUCCUGGAGAGGAUCAGGGCUAGAUGUUGAAGCCGAAGUGAUGCCGCGCGUGUCCGAGAGCUCGGACCGGGGGUUUUUCCACGGCUAUAACAAUAACGUCAAACAUCAUCAUGGCUCCUAGAGGGACGAGAUUCCUGGAAGUGGGAUCUGACAGUGGUUUGGGACAUUAGGCAGGAAAAGAAAUAAACUCUAAGGCUCGAGGUUUCGGACGCCGAGAAAUUCUGCUGAUUUAGCCGAGACCUCUGGAGGGUUUAUCUGAGCGUCCGAUCUUCCAGCGAGAGGGCCGCUCAGAAUACGAUACCUAUAAACAUUUAAAAGCAGGCCCGAGUUUGAUCCUUACUUCAUUAUUUUUUUGGCAGCCGUCCCUCCGAGUCGGAGAGACGUCCAGCUUUCUACACCGUCCCUCCUUCUGCGUCUUUAUCGGCGGAAAUUUCACUCACACAGCUAAAAGCUACGAAUUUUUAAGUCCGAUUUGCUUUGCUUUUUUCUUUCUUCCGGAUUCCAGAUAUAGAUCAGGUGAAAGAAAGAAAGCAAAUCUGUUUUAAAUUUGAGGAAGAAUCCGAUACAUAUUUGGACAAGCCGUUUCCAGUGUAGAAAUGGGAACCACGUUUAUGUCAUCUUAAUGGGAGGCUUCGGAGUUCCUGGUGGAGAACUUCAAUCGUGUUCAGAAACGGAGAUGAGCGAUCAGCGCCGGUGUUUAACACGUCCACACUCGCCUGAGGUCAAAGGAUGAAGAUGAUGAUAAAAAAAGAGAGAGAAAAAGGAAGGAAGCUCAGUUGAUCGAGAAUGUUUGUUUAGAUCUGGAAAGAUUCCUGCUUUCGGAAGUGAACGGAGACAACGGUGACUAUUUAAUCGUUAAACCAUUAACAAAUCGUUUUUAGAACUAAAUCAUCAGUUCGAUCAGUUUAGUUAUGUUUUGUUUCACGUUAACGCUUUUAUCUAAAGCUAGUGAAGUCUAGUUUUGCUAAUCAGACCAAAGGCUAAAUAAAAUUCUGGGACAACACGUUCCCCACUCCAUGCUUUGACCUAAAUCGACUGAAUUGAAAGGAAGCAUGUGAUCAGCUGCAACAGAGGAUCAGCUUCAGAAAUCAGGUUCAUCUUACACUAAAUAAACACUACGGUCAUUUUUUUUUACCGCCUACUCGCUUUGUUGCCAUGACGACAGAAAAGUACGGAAUUCUGAACAUUUCUAACGAGCGCUGGACUUUUCCACUGCAGGUAGAUUCGCAGCAUUUAGCAGAAAACGCGCGCAAUAUCAUGUCUUCACCAAACAAUUUCCGUGAAUGUAAGGAAGGAUGAGAUGAAGAACCCAUAAUUAACUAAAGAACCCUUGAAGAACCUUUUGUUCUUAGCGUGUACGUAGUAACGUCUAAUUAUUGAACGUUAUUUCAAAUUUAAGCUUGGGAUGUGACACCAUUUUAGAGAAAAAAAAAACUGGUUCCCGAAUGGUUCCUUAACCUUUCACUGGUUCUCAACUUCUGUCAGAAAGGGUUCCAAGCAUAAGCCUUUUGGAAAUUUCCCCACUGUGGGACAAAUAAAGGUUUAUCUUAUCUUUUUAAUCAAACGAGGAACCGGCAAUUACCUGAGUAUCCUCUUUUUUACCUGCUCUUUAAGGUUUGAACACCUAGAACCUGUGUGAAGUUUACAGUUCAGCUUGUUACUCAGAAUUCUCAGCUUUCUUGAAAGGUUCUGCUUAGAACCAGUUCUGAUAAGGAAACACUACACAGAAGCAAGAAGACUUCAAAAGGACACCAGUGCCCUUUUUUUGCACACUAGGUAAUCGUAAUGAUCCUCCUUAAAGAACCGCUUAAGAACCCCUUUUUUCCUGCUCAUUGGUUGUUACCUAGAACCUCUCAGAAGUUUCCAUUUCAGCUUCUUCCUGCAGUCUGAGAUCUUCCAGGGUUCUCAGAGUGAUUCCUCUUGGAACCCUUGCUGUUUUAGGGUUCUACAUCGAACCUAGCAGGGUUCUAGUAUGAUGAUGCAAUGUCCAGGUUUUCUAAAAGAAGUUCAAGCUUUGCUACAUGAUACCAAAACGGUUGUUUUAGGGUUCUUUAGGAAGUCAGGAUGGGUUCCAAGCUUUCAGGAAUCCAGUUGCAUCUUUUUUUUUUUUUUUUUUUACAUCUUUUUAUAGACAUUCCUGAGGGUUAGUGCUUUUCUUCAGUUCCUCUAAACGUUCCUGCAUCAUGUAGGACAACGUUUUUUUGCUCGCUCUCGGGUUACUCCGAGGGCCAAACUGACGAUAUCGUGUUCCGGCGUUCUGAGAAAGGACGGUCCACGCAGCUGUGUGUGUGGAGUAAAUGCAAAACAAACAUGCCUGGCUCAUGCUCGCGGUCAGCUGUCCAGUCUCCUCUUUCACAAAGUCGCACACUGCACCAGGUUCCACUCACGCUCUCACGCUCGAAACCCCUCCGCUCUCGGACACUCGGGAAGUUUUCUUAAUUAUCACCGGGACAACUGCGGACAGCUCAGCUACAAGAACUCAGGUCAAACAAACGGCUAGUGGGGUCAUUUAGGUUUAAAAAAAUGUAAAAAUUAAAAUAAAAUAUAAAUAAAUAAAUAAAUACUACUAGGUUCUACUAAACAUUAAACCCACCCAAAAAAUAAAUAAAAUAAAUAAAAAAUUCUGAAUGAAGUCCAGCUCUGCGUCGUCGUCCCUCGUCACACUUCUAAUACUACUGAAGAAGGCAUAUCCGAGUUCUAGAAUAAUAAUAAUAAUAUAAUGCUUUUGUGUUUUUUUUGUGUGCGGGCAUGUACAAUUUUCUUGUGCGUUAAAAACAUAAAAAAUGUUUCAUUUUCUUGCUGUUUAGGAAUUUAAAAAAUGUAAUGAAUUUGUUGUAAUUAUCCUUGCCAGGAAUUUUAAUAUUAUUUUGUUGGGU
This is a messenger RNA of Hemibagrus wyckioides, 6136 nucleotides long. RefSeq names its product ALX homeobox 4a (gene alx4a). The transcript has 4 exons. Gene Ontology annotation, biological process: regulation of transcription by RNA polymerase II. The record is from RefSeq and is a predicted model, not a curated record. Gene Ontology annotation, molecular function: DNA-binding transcription activator activity, RNA polymerase II-specific; RNA polymerase II transcription regulatory region sequence-specific DNA binding. Bases 166 to 1308 code for a protein of 380 amino acids. NCBI's taxonomy places the organism in Eukaryota, Metazoa, Chordata, Actinopteri, Siluriformes, Bagridae.